This is a messenger RNA of Spirodela intermedia, 1692 nucleotides long. The record is from the annotation of a GenBank genome assembly. NCBI's taxonomy places the organism in Eukaryota, Viridiplantae, Streptophyta, Magnoliopsida, Alismatales, Araceae.
AUGCGAGUGCCCACCAGCACCGCCGCCUCCGCACUGCGCCACCAUCGCAACAACAGGGUCGACGCACUCGCCGCUAUACUCCAGACAUGCGCCGCCGCCGCCUCCCUCUCCGCCGUCCGCCAGGCCCACGCCCGCGUCCUCCGCGUUGGUCUCCACGGCAACAACUCCCUCGCCGCCACCUUGCUCGUCCUCUACGCCGCCCUCUCCCCGUCCCCACUUCCGGCUCUCCGGGUCUUCUCCUCCGUCCCCUCCCCUGCUCUCUCCCUCUUCAACCGCGCCAUCCGGGCCUUCUCCAGUGGCGGCUCCGCCGCGGCGCUGCUCGCCCUCCGCCUAUACUCCCAGAUGCCGCGGCGCAAGAUAUCGCCUGAUAACUUCACCAUCCCCUUCGUCCUCAACUCCUGCGCGGCGCUGCUGGACCUCUCCGCCGGCGGCGAGGCCCACUCUCGUGCCGUCAGGAGCGGGUGCAUGGGCUUCCUGCCGGUGCCCAACGCGCUGAUCGACAUGUACGGCAAGUGCGGAGCCCUCGAGAGCGCCCGUAGGCUGUUCGAUGAAAUGGCUGCUAGAGACGUGGUAAGCUACAACGCGCUCCUCGGAGCCCACGCGAAGACGGGCGGCGACAUGGCCUCCGCGCGGAGGCUGUUCAACGAUAUGCCCCAGAGAAAUGUCAUCACCUGGAACGCCAUGCUCGUCGGACACGUCAAUGGCGGAGACCUUCGCUCCGCGAGGGCCGUUUUCGACGCCAUGCCGGCGAGGGACGUCGUCUCCUGGACGACCAUGCUCGUCGGCUACACGAAGAACCGGCUGCUCGACGAGGCGCGCGUCCUGUUCGACGUAAUGCCGGAGAGGAACCUCAUCUCCUGGACGGCGAUGAUCACGGGCUACGCGCAGAACGGCCGGCCUCACGAGGCCCUUGAGCUUUUCCGGGCCAUGGACCGCGCCGGCGUACGCGCCGACGCCGUCGCCACGACCGGCGCCGUCUCCGCCGUGGCCCAGCUCGGCAGCGCGGACCUUGCCCACUGGGUGGCGGCGUACGCCGACCGCAGGGGCAUCGAGCGGAACCAGCACCUGCUCACGGCACUGGUCGACAUGCACGCCAAAUGCGGGAGCUUGGAGGCGGCGCGCGAAUGCUUCGAGCAGAUCCCCUCGCCGGAUUCCUUCGCGUACAGCGCCCUCAUCAACGGCCUCGCCGCGCACGGCCGCGGCGGCGAGGCCCUGAAGCUCUUCCGGCGGAUGCAGUCGGGGGGUGUCGGGGCCGACGCCAUCACCUUCGUCGGCGUGCUGAACGCCUGCAGCCACGCGGGGUUGGUCGACGAGGGGCUGAGCUUCUGGGACGCGAUGGUGCGGCGGCACGGCGUAGAGCCCACGGCGGAGCACUACGCCUGCGUGGUCGACAUGCUCGGGCGCGCCGGGAGGCUGCAGGAGGCGCACGAACUCAUCAGAGCGAUGCCGGCGGAGCCGUACGCCGGAGCGCUCGGCGCGCUGCUAUCAGCUUGCAGGACCUACGACGAGGUUGGCAUUGCAGAGGUCGUCGCAGGGGAGCUCUUCGAGUUGGAGCCGGAGAACACCGGGAACUACAUGCUUCUGUGGAGCAUAUACGCCGGGAGAGGGCGGUGGGCGGACGCAGAGAGGGUCAGGGAGGCGAUGAGCGAGAAGGGGGUGAAGAAGCUGCCAGGCUUCUGUUGGAGUUCAUGA